AUGUAGACGCGGGGUGAUAAUCUUUCCAACAGUGCGACAACACCAGUAGUCUUCUGAUUUGCCUCGAUUCUAGUCACCAGUCGAGUGUGCGAUGUGUGAACGGACAGGUGACCCAAUGAGGAAGUUGUGAUUUCAAAUCAAUCUGAAAUGAGGCUUUAGAUAUCAAAUUUUCGGUGUAUUGCAAUAUUGGUCCUCGCAAUGACUUCUAACAGUAGCUACCGGGUUGUAUAGAAUAAAACUGAUCGAGCGAGUUACUUAUUGGUAUUGCCGUUCUGUACAAUUUAUUGAAAUUUCUCAGCCUUUCGAAGAAAAAAGUGCUAAUCAUCGAUUGCUAAUAGGUGUGCUCAUAUAGGUGAUAAGAAAAAGCGGUGUAUUCAAUAAAAACGAAAAUGAGGUCUAGCUAUUUGUGUGGAUUAUCGUCCUGGCAUCCAACGUGGCUACAGCGGUUCGCCACGUCAAGGACCUUCAUUAUGGUGUACGGACUGCUAGGAACAACCCAGGCUAUGGCAUACAUUUAUUUCGUGAUCACAUUGACCACGCUCGAGAAACGCUUCAAAAUUCCAUCAUCAACGACAGGUAUCAUCCUUAGUGGCAACGAAAUAUCGCAGAUUCUACUAUCGCUAAUUCUAUCGUACGUUGGUGGCCACCGCAACAGGCCCCGAUGGAUCGCAUGGGGUGUGGUGUUCUGUGCGCUUUCUUGCUUCAUCCUAGCGUCGCCUCAUUUCAUCUACGGAGCAGGCGAAUCCGCACUCCAGCUCACCAAGGAGUUCAUCAGUGAUCAGGAAGCAGAAGCGCUCUUGAAAAGCCAUAACCUCACGACAAUAGUCAAAAGUACAAAUCGUCUCUGUCUGAGCACCUUUACACCGAAAGAGUGUCAAGAUAUUAUCUCCGUCGUUCCACUGAUACUGAUAUUUAUGUCUCAGUUUGUGCUGGGAAUCGGCAAUACUCUCUACUAUUCGCUUGGUCAAACAUACCUGGAUGACAACACCAAGAAGACCAAUACACCACUAAUGCUGGCAUAUGCCUCAUCACUACGAACGUUUGGGCCCGUCGUGGGAUUUGCGUUGGGUUAUUUUACAUUGAAAAUCUACAUUGAUCCGUCGAAAACGCCGAUCAUCGACAGCUCAGAUCCCCGCUGGUUGGGUGCGUGGUGGCUCGGAUGGAUUAUUCUGGGUGCAGCAAUGUUAAUAUUUGCAGCUCUAAUAGGACUGUUUCCAAAAGAAUUGCCCAAAAACAAACCUGUGGAAAUUAAGCGACCGAAAUCAAACAUGCCAGUCGUACUAAUGAAUGAUGCGGAAGCUUUCGGUAAGGAGAAAAAUCCUUUGAGCAGGGCUAAAGAGGCACACAAUAACAAUUCAACCACGAACAGCCCCGAGGAGGCGAUUGCACCUUUGGUAGAAUUCCCGCAAUUGAAAGAUUUUCCUAAAGCAUUGAUGCGGCUUCUCAAAAACAAACUGCUGAUGUUUAACAUAAUCUCCGGUGUUUUUUACAUCCUUGGCUCUAGUGGUUACAUUACAUUCCUCAGCAAGUACAUUGAGGUCCAGUUUCAUAAAUCGACUGCCAACGCAACGGUAAUCACAGGACCGAUCACACUUUUUGGAAUGGUUGCAGGAUUUUUAAUCUCAGGUAUCGUCAUCUCAAAGAAAAAACCGUCACCGAAAGUGCUUCUAUUCUGGAACGUGAUUGUCGGUGUCGGCUACAUGUGUGGUCAAUUUUCCUACCUGUUUCUAACCUGCCCGGAUGGCACUAUGCCUCUGGUUCAGGGUCGACUAAAUUUGUCAACCACAUGCAACAGUCACUGUCAUUGCGACGGAAUUCCCUACAGCCCGAUCUGCCAGGAGGAAACAGGAAUUACUUUCUUCUCGGCGUGCCACGCAGGUUGUGACAUGUGGAAUACUACGGGAAAAUACUACGAUCAAUGUACGUGCCAAAACGAACAUUACUCGUCCAUUACAACACCCUGGGAUGAGUCGACAAGCUCAACCGCGUCAUUUCGAUACACUGAGCCACCAACAAUGAAACAGUUUUCGUCCUCUACCGGCCAAUAUGUAACAAAUACUAUCAGUACUUCUACUGCAGCCAGUACUACGACUGAAGACCCGGAUUAUGAUUAUUCUCCCAAUUUCAAAUCAUUGAUACCACACGAAAACAUCACUAACCAGGAUUUUAAAUCGACAAACGAUACUUCGGAGGACGAUUCUUACAGUUACGAUGACAGCAUACAGGACUAUUUCGAUCGAUUCGUAAACGGCGAUGGUGAUUUCAAUGCUACAUCAAGUGAAGAACCCGAACAAUCGAGACAACGACGCGAACUGGUGAAUUUCACCACCGAUAGCGGUAGCAGUACAACCCAACGUGAGGAGAGUUUUUUUAACGCUAAGCUCAUACCAGGUGCUUGCUUGAAAGGCUGUGCUUUUGGAUUUUAUUUAUUUUCCAUCAUAUCCAGUAUUAUCAACUGUUUUGGUGCAUCCGGGCGCAUAGGAAAUUUAUUGGUUAAUUACAGAUGCGUUGCCAAAGAAGACAAAUCCUUUACGCAGGGCCUCAUUUUGAUGAUGAUCAGCUUGUUUGCGCUCAUACCAGGACCUAUUAUCUACGGAAGGAUCAUAGAUAGCACAUGUCUCGUGUGGACCGAAGAGUGUGGCACACGUGGAAACUGUCAGCUUUACGAUCAGCGCCUGUUUCGAUAUUACAUUAAUUUUACGGCACUAGGUUUAACGGCAGUUGGAGUAUUUUUCGACGUUCUAGUAUGGUGGCACGGAAAAACCUUGGAUCUGUACGGUGAACGGGAAGCAGAGGAGAAAAAAGCAGUUACUAAAAUUCCGGCCAAGAGUGCCUUUUCGUGAUCCACUGAAACACGAGAAUGAAUGCCACUUAAUUUUCUCUAUAGAGGAGUAGGAUAUAUCGGAUGCAACUUUUAACAAGAACAUUUUAUGUGAUUUUAUAUUUAAAACAGUAAAAUAGAGUAAAAGUCUUUACAAAUAUAUCUUCUAAAUCUGUGAUUUGUUAAAGCAAUAAAUUUGUUUUCUUUAUGUGAAUAAUAACAA
Messenger RNA from Wyeomyia smithii (pitcher-plant mosquito), 3044 nucleotides. RefSeq names its product solute carrier organic anion transporter family member 74D (gene Oatp33Ea). Gene Ontology annotation, cellular component: membrane. The transcript has 7 exons. Gene Ontology annotation, molecular function: protein binding. Gene Ontology annotation, biological process: sodium-independent organic anion transport; transmembrane transport. NCBI's taxonomy places the organism in Eukaryota, Metazoa, Arthropoda, Insecta, Diptera, Culicidae. The coding region runs from base 390 to 2843 and encodes 817 amino acids. The record is from RefSeq and is a predicted model, not a curated record.